Messenger RNA from Paramisgurnus dabryanus, 1417 nucleotides. Its product is annotated as cell adhesion molecule CEACAM3-like. NCBI's taxonomy places the organism in Eukaryota, Metazoa, Chordata, Actinopteri, Cypriniformes, Cobitidae. The record is from RefSeq and is a predicted model, not a curated record.
CCUCAUAUACAGAUGAUGAGAGAUUCAGAGACAGAUUGGAGAUGAACCCUGAGACUGGGGAACUCACUAUCACAGAUAUCAGACAGACAGAUGAAGGAGUUUAUACACUACAGCUGACCAAAGCUGAUGGAAAAAUCACAUACAGAAUAUUUAAUGUAGAUGUCAUUGCCAAAGCUCAAGGAAACAAUAAGAUCCAGCCGAUCUCAGUGGAAGCUAUGCAGGGAACAUGUGUCACUUUAUACACUAAAGUUAAAAUACAAGAACGUGAUAAGAUGAAGUGGACUUCAGAAGAUAAAAGCACUCUUGUAGCUGGAAUGAAUGGAGACGACAGCAAGACUUUAUAUACGGAGGAUGAGAGAUUCAGAGACAGACUGAAGAUGAACGCUCAGACUGGAGAUCUCAUCAUCAGAGAUAUCAGAGAGCGAGAUAAAGGAGUUUAUACACUACAGUUGAUCAACACUGAUGGAAAAAUCAAAUAUAUACUAUUUAAAGUUGAUGUAUUCGUACCAGCCAAAGUUCAUGGAAACAUUCAGAACCGGCAGAACUCGGUGCAAGCUAAGAAGGGAGGAUCUGUCACCAUACUCACUGAAGUUAAAAUACAACAAGGUGAUGAGGUAGAGUGGACGUCAGAAGAUAAAACCAUUCUUGUAACUGGAAUGAAUGGAGACAGGAACAAGACUUCAUAUACAGAUGAUGAGAGAUUCAGACGCAGACUGGAUAUGAACCCAGAGACUGGAGAUCUCACCAUCUUAGAUAUCAGUCAAACAGAUAAAGGAGAUUAUACACUACAGCUGACCAAAGCUGAUGGAAAAAUCGCUUACAUAGUAUUUAAUGUUGAUGUUAAUGCAGACGCUCAAGGAAACUUUCAGAUCCAGCUGAAAUCAGGUCUUGGAAACAUUCAGAUCCGGCCAAACUCAGAUUCAGCAGGUGUCAGUGAUGAAUCAGUGGCGGUUACGAUGCCUUUACUAAAACAAGAAGCAGGUAGAUCCUCAUCAUCAGCAAUGUAACAUCAUCAACAUCUACAGCAUACCUGUCAACAUUUGGAUUCCAAAAUCUGGGAGACCUCAGGAGGGGGGGGGGGUCUGGGGGUAGCAAAGAGAGACAGUCUGCAUUCGAUUUUAUAGCGCUAAAAAUGUUAACAUGCAAAACCCUUCUCUACUUUCAGCAACCUCUCAAUGCCUCCUCAUAUUUUUCACUUUAGGAAACCUUAGUCUUGCGUAGCCAGGCCUUCAAUACUGAAGGUCUGUUUUUUGCUGCUUUUUCUGGACAAAGCCCACCCACGAGCUGUUUGACCAACAUGUCAAACAACCAAUCACAGUUUGUUUCAUCUAGCGUCACCUUUCGGACUCCCCACAAUAACGAGCCGGCUGGCAACAAGUCAGUUAUUGAAAUAACCAGCCGCAACCGAAUAGCAUCU